AUGCAGAAUGAUGCGUUCAUGCACGUUCGGAAGAUGUUUCCUGAUUUAAGUUCACAUCGUCAUCGCGAUAUGAAAGUAUCAGUAGCAACCGAAAUAAAAUGGGUUGUAUUUUAUAGGGCCACAAUAACGACUCGAGACGGUAAUUAUCAGCAUACGAUCGGUCAACGCAAAACUUUAUCGUUCAAGGAUGCUAAAAUAAUCAAUUUACAGUACUGCAUGGGAGUGUGCACUCGUCAACUUCCAUGUCAAAAUUCUGGAUAUACAGAUCCGAGAGAGUGUUCCGAGUGCAGGUGUCCCGAAGGAUACGGGGGAACCUUUUGUGAAAAUAUGGCAGAAAGCACUAUUCCGGAUUGUGGUGGUGAACUGAAUGCGACAUCCACUUAUCAAACACUGCAAAUGGAGGGCGAUUUUCAAGCACCAAGUGGUUCAAGUUGUGCAUGGAGAAUUACGGUAUCACUUGAAGGAGGAUAUCGUUCAUUUUAUCGUACUCUUCUAGGCAGAAGCAUGUGA
Molecule: messenger RNA, 510 nt
Organism: Anisakis simplex (herring worm)
Lineage: Eukaryota; Metazoa; Nematoda; Chromadorea; Rhabditida; Anisakidae
Source: the annotation of a GenBank genome assembly